Lonchura striata (white-rumped munia) is the source of this 5717-nucleotide messenger RNA. RefSeq names its product neurexophilin 1 (gene NXPH1). Gene Ontology annotation, molecular function: signaling receptor binding. The record is from RefSeq and is a predicted model, not a curated record. NCBI's taxonomy places the organism in Eukaryota, Metazoa, Chordata, Aves, Passeriformes, Estrildidae.
CUCGUGUGUGGAGAAGGGGAGGCAAGGGAGGGAGAGCCUGCCAGCCGCCCCGCCGUCCUGACAGUGCCUGCGCUGGAUGCACAGCGGCCGCGGGACACCUCGGCGCGGAGCGCGGCGAGGAGAUGCGCAGGGGUGGUGGGCUGCGCCGCGGCACUCAGCCCCUCUAGGCUCGCCCAUGGAGCGUCCCGCGGAGCCCCGUCCGCCGUCGGAUCCCCCACGCCGCUGGUGAGAGCUCUGCUUGUUCUGUAAAGUGGAUGUCAGGUGGAUCUAUGUUCUGGAAGAAACAAAGAGGCAGCGAAAGCAGCGCGGGGGAAGUUUGAGCGGCGAGGAUGCAGGCUGUGUACUGGUACGCGGUCCUUCUCCUGCAGCCCACUCUCUACCUGGUUACCUGUGCAAAUUUAACAAAUGGAGGAAAAACAGAACUUCUAAAAUCAGGAAGCUCCAAAUCCACACUAAAGCACAUAUGGACAGAAAGUAGCAAAGACUUGUCCAUCAGCCGACUGCUGUCACAGACUUUUCGUGGAAAGGAAAAUGAUACAGAUUUGGACCUGCGAUACGAUGCCCCAGAAACUUAUUCUGAGCAAGAUCUCUGGGACUGGCUGAGAAACUCCACAGAUCUGCAAGAACCUCGGCCCAGAGCAAAGAGACGGCCCAUUGUCAAGACUGGGAAAUUUAAGAAAAUGUUUGGCUGGGGAGAUUUUCAUUCCAACAUCAAGACUGUGAAGCUAAAUCUGUUAAUAACAGGGAAAAUCGUUGACCAUGGCAAUGGGACGUUUAGUGUUUACUUCAGGCAUAACUCCACUGGUCAAGGGAAUGUAUCUGUGAGCCUAGUGCCCCCUACAAAAAUAGUGGAAUUUGACUUGGCACAACAGACAGUGAUUGAUGCCAAAGAUUCCAAGUCCUUUAACUGUCGAAUCGAGUAUGAAAAGGUUGACAAGGCUACCAAGAAUACGCUCUGCAACUAUGACCCUUCAAAAACCUGUUAUCAGGAGCAGACCCAGAGCCACGUGUCAUGGCUUUGCUCCAAGCCCUUUAAAGUAAUCUGUAUUUACAUUUCCUUUUAUAGUACAGAUUAUAAACUAGUACAGAAGGUGUGUCCUGAUUACAACUACCACAGUGACACACCCUACUUCCCUUCAGGGUGAGGACCAACUUGUGUCUGAGACUGAAGCCUGGGGAAUAAAAGAGUUCGAAUUACAGGGCUGUAACCUCAAGGAGGAAGGCCACAUCUAUUGCCUGGAAUGUGUCUACCUGCUGCUGCUGAUGUCAAAUGGCUGCAAAUAUGUUAGUGGAAAACAAUCUAAUGUAUUUUUUGCCCAGUCAGCUCCAUGUAUCCAUCUAGGUGUAAAUCACUAUGGAUUUGAAAUAAAACCAUUACACAUACACAGAGACACACACACACUUUUCAGUGCACAUUAUUGAGAUUCCUGUUAAGAAAUCUUUCAUUGUCUGAUAUCUAAGGAUUCAGCAUAACCUAUCAUCAAGCAAAAUGGAUUAACUAGACAGUACAAGGUUUCUAAGGCAGACUGUUAUGGAAAUCUCCUUGAAAGUCCUUUGAGUAUAUGCCAAUCAAUAAUCCCCACUCAUGCAUUCUACUGCUUGGAGCAGCUGUACUGGUGAAUAAUACUGUAGGAAAAAGUACUUGUUAAAAUGGGAAAAAAGUGUGUUUAGAGUUCAGUAUUCUGUAUUAUAUAAGCACAGUAAAGUGUCGUGACUUUUCCCAGCACACAGUAGGCACAUUCGAGGUGGUGUUGGUGGCUCUUUUUCCACAGAGCAAGCCUGUUUCUAGUAAAGAUGGGCAAACAUUUGGAAUUUACAUGUGAGCAGACAUUCUGGUUUAAUGUUUCUCUGACUCUUUAAGCUCUGAUUCUUUAAACUUGUUUGAGUUUAGGCCAGUUAAACUACUUAAAAACUGGAAUUGAUCUCUAAGAAGGAAAAUGCAUAGUGGAGAACAUGUAAGUUAUAAGUGGCUGUCUUAUCUUUAUUACAAAAUAUUGUAACAAAUUCAAUAUCCUAGUCUUCAUUUGUAUGAAUGGUUUGUAUUGUACAUAAUUUAACCAGUGUUAUUUGAGCUGCUUAUUAAUAUUAACUUGUAAUUGUCUCUCUGCUUGUUAUUGUUUAAAACAAUCAAAGAAAUGAGGAAUCCAUUUUAUCAAUGUAGCUGUAAACUCCAUUAAAAGACAGAACUAUGUACAAAGCAUUUAUUCAGCUAAAGUAUUGUUGAAAGCUAUACAUAUACGACAUUACAGUCUGUCUGUAUUUAGAUAUUUUAUUUCCAGAGGAAAAAAAUGAACUGUACAUAAAAAUAAAAAAUCUUAAAGUUGAGUUUCAAUAUGUACUGUGUAGAUAGUAGUUUAAAUAGUUCUGAUAAGCGCGUAAUGCUCCAAGUCCAAUAUGAUUUUCAAUAUUGUCUCUUUGCAUAUGUACAUAUAUAGACAUCUAUUUAUGAAUUUGUGUGUGUGCAUAUUUGUGUGUGUAUAAGUACAUGUGUGUGUGAGUGUGUGCAAAUACAUAUAUAUGUUGAAUACAUAAAACUUUCUUGAGCCCUUUUCCUAGCAAACAGAUCUUAUUACUGAAGGUCUUGCUAGUUCAAGCAGAAGCCCCCACUCCGAUAAGAAAUUACAGAUGCAGGGCUUUGUUUAAAAUGAGUCAUUAUAAUUUAGAAGUGGGAACACAUAGAGCCACUCUCUGUGUACAAAGGCCUGUCUUUGCCUUAAUUUUAGCCUCCUGUGAGGUACUGAUCUCUAUAGAAUGAAGAGAUCCCUUUUUAUGGUACUAGGGAAUUUUCUUCCUGUAAGAAAAAGCUCAUAGCUUUUUUAUAUAUAUAUUUUGUGGAUAGUGGCAUACUUUACCCCCAACAUCCAGAAAACCAGCAACAGUAAGAAGUCCUUGCCUAAAAGAAGGCUUCCCAAAGAACUCAGUAUUUCAUAUAAUGUCUUUCAGAAUUAUCAUUCCUGGAAAUGUUUUCUUUCCCCUUCCACCCUUGCCUUCAUAUUCUGUGCUCUUGGGUCACAGCUGCAAAUGCAAAUAUGGGUCAGCUUCCAGCUAUGUGCAGCAUUAUGAACAACUUUUCCAAAAUCCCAAUAAACACUCCACUAGUGCUUCAAGAACAGAAAAGUUCAAAACAACUACCAGUUGAGGACCUCUUUUGCUGAAAUGUGCAGAACAUAAAUGAAAAUAGAACAAAGAAAAUGGAUAAUGUUAUUGAAAGUAAAUGUUUUCCCAAUGAUGUACCAGUAGGAGACUUUCAUAUUAUUAUUGCUUUGGCUUCUUUGAAUAGAUAUGCUUGUGGUUAUUUCCUCAUUAUGUAUGACAUUUCCCAGGACAAAACUGUGACCCCAGACCAUGUCUAGAUUUGGAGAAAGAAAUUUUCCAAACCAUGUAGUCCAUAUUCUGAUCUUAUUCAGGAAUAUGCUGACACAUAAAUUUUGUUUUCUUUUGACAGGGAUCAUGAUUAAAGUGGUAGUGUUUAUCCCUUGUGCUCUAUUAAAAGUAAUUGUUAUGAAUACAAACCAUAAAUUACUUUGUGUUGUUGCCAAUAAUUAUAUCUUGGGUCUAUUAAAUCAAUGGGAAUUUUGCUAUUGAUUUCAAAAAGUUCCAUUUAAUAGUAUGUAGAAAUCCGGUGUUAAAUAUGAUUAACAAUCUUAGCAAUCUGUAUUACAAUUGAGCACUAUAUGGUUCAUUUAUAUUCCUGGGAAAUGGACGUGAAAUACUAUUGCUGGUACAAUUUCAUUAUUUUCUAUAUUUUUUAAAACUUCUCAUAAGUAUAUGAAACAUAUACAUUCUAUUAAUAUAUAAAUAUUUGUCCACUUUUCAGGUAGCAUCCAUACAAAAAGGAACUAUUCAUGAUGCAAUGUUUGAUCCUAUUAAUUGUGGUUGUUGGCAUUUUAUCUGCCUCUGUCACAGUCAUUCAUACUACUAAUUAGUCUUAAGCCUUUGAAGAAUUUGCUAUUCUUCAUAAGCAUUGUUGAGUUUGAAGUUGAAAGAGUUCUUUUGGUGAUUGAGUUGUAAAACAGUGAUUUAAUACUGGAAUAGAUAAUUUAUAACUUAGGUGCUCAUUCAUUGCAUUUUAUUCAAUCUAUAUGGGAAAUAUUUUGUGUUUACUAACUUUGUUAAAGAAUGUUUUUGUUUUGUCAUUUGGAAAAGGAUUUUAAUUAACAUGAAUGUGUUAAGUCAGUUAAACAAUGUAUGUAUGAGUGUCUGGGUCUUGCACACGAACAAUGCCUUAAUGGAGUGCUAGGCCAGGUAAAUGUUGCCACAGUAUAACUCACUAAUUCUAGGAGUAAUAAAGAUGUAUAUCUCUAAAGGUAUAUUUUUAGGAUUAAAGAAGACUAAGUUACUUAUUUUUAAGAAGUGAAGAGACUGUUUCUGUUCACCUUUUUUUUUUUUUAACUUUUAAGUCAUGCUUUGGCUCUUAUUUUCACUUCAUAGAGAAUCACAGAUAGAGAUAUUUUAUUGGAAUAAAUUAUUUCUGGUGGAAAAAUACAUGGAUCAUGCACUUGAGCAAGUAUCAGCAUAUUAAAAUUGCAUUGCAUGGAUCAGUGAUAUUAUUUAUGUGUUCAGUUCCUGUGCUUUUUAAAAAGGACUCCAAGAUCUAGGAAAUGGGUGGUUUGCAAAAAAACCUGCAAAAAUCACUGAUCAAAGUUUUAAAAUGUGGUGGGGACAUGUAAGUCUUUCACUUGUUAAUUUUAUCAAAAUAUUUCAGCCUGGGGCAGAAAAUAUACUGUCUUCUCUCCUAAUGAAAUCACUUGUAAACUUUUAUCCCUUUCUCCCUUCUUCCUCUUACACUGAUAGUAAGCAAACUAAUAAAUUCAUCUUUACACAUUGUUUUUCAAAGUUUGCCCUUACUUAAAAAGUAAUGAUGUCAGAAAACAUUGAAAAUUACUGUAGUAACUUACAGUAAACUUAUAAAUAUUCAAACUCCACUUAUAGGAGAACAGAAUGAAAGUUUUGUAGUGUUCUGAUACAUGUUAGCACAGAAAUUUAAAUAAUACUAUUCAAGUCAUUUGGUCGGAGGGCAGUUUAACUAUGAUUAAAUCAUGACAUCCUCAUGAGUUCUGAAUGCUGUGCUGUAAAUUGCAAUUCUAGUAGAAUAUCAUAAACUGCUCUGAAAAUUAUGUGUUAGAGAAUUGUGGAAGAAAAUGGAUUAAAAAAUAUCUGUGAAGCUUACAGUAAAACCUAAAGUGUAGACAACUGAUCUGAAAAAUUUUUCUUCAACAGAAGACAAUGAACCUCAGUCUUGGCAUCUUGUAGGUCCUCCUCUUGUCCUUCCAUGGCAGAGGUAGUAAAAUUGAAUCUGACUGCAUCUAAUAAAGGAAGAGCAGCUUUUCUCCAGUGAUUUGCACUUAACUGAAUGUCUUAGGACUGCUGGAGACCUCAAAUGGCUGCAUCAAGGAUCUGUUGUGCUAGGAGCUGCAUAAUAUAUAAUGUAUAAAAUAUCUAUUUGGGAAUGGUUUGGAUGCCAAGAAGUCCUAAUUUCCAAGACAGUGUACAGCAGAAUUUUUAUAAAUAAUAUUUCCAUUAUUUUUCUUUUUUUUUUAAUGGUCAGUAUCUUACUAAAAUAUGAUAAAAUUUGAAGAUUAAAUAAUUUUCUGGAUUAAUUUGACAAAAUAAAUAUCUAUGGAUAUGGUUUACACCUUUUACUGCUUGUAAGAGGAACACUCAUUAAAAAUAAACUGUCAUAUGUAAAUAUGAAAUAAAUUUUGGGACUGUGGGAA